GUAACUAUUUAUUUAAUUUUUUUGUCCUAUCCCUGACAUAUUUAAAUGUCUAAGAAUAAUUUACUGUAAAAAUAAAAUUAAAAAACGGAAAAGUUGGUUUCGAAUCAGAAAAUAAUAGUGUGGAAUGUGAAAGGAAGUGUUUGUCUGAUUGAAAUAUAUUUAAGAGUGAGAUCCUCAGGAAUUUGGGAAUUGCACAUGUCUGAAGUAGAGCUUUUCAUCUAAAAAAAUGGGUCCACCAAAAAAAAUAAAGAAAUAUGAUUCUAAAACGAGCAGUGAUCGAUCUGGUAAGAAGAAGAAAGUUGAAGAUGAUAGUAUGACUAUAGACUUGGUAGAUGAGGACAACACAGCAGAGAAUGUCGGUGUUCCUGGGGCUGCUAUGCAAGAUGCUGAAAAAAAUGAUCAAGUGCCUGAAGAUGAAUUUGGUGCUAAAGACUACAGGAGUCAGAUGUCGUUAAAACCAGAUAAUGCCAGCCGCCCAUUAUGGGUUGCACCAAAUGGCCACAUAUUUCUAGAAGCAUUUUCACCGGUCUACAAACAUGCUCAUGAUUUUUUAAUUGCUAUAGCAGAGCCAGUAUGCAGGCCACAACACAUUCAUGAGUAUAAACUAACAGCAUACAGUUUAUAUGCAGCCGUGUCUGUUGGCUUGCAAACUACAGACAUAAUAGAGUAUCUGCAGAGAUUAAGCAAGUGUGCUGUACCUGCUGGCAUUAUAGAAUUCAUUCAACUGUGUACGCUGUCUUAUGGGAAAGUGAAACUUGUUCUCAAACAUAACAGAUAUCUAGUAGAAAGUAAACAUGUCGAAGUAUUACAAAAACUGCUGCGUGAUCCUGUGAUCCAGCAGUGUAGGUUGCGGCGUGACGGCGAUGAGGAGCUCCUCACUUCCGCGCUCCCCAACAAACCUACCGAUCCCACCGGCGCUACCAGACCUGGUGACGACAAGCCAGCAGCGAAUGGCGGCGUACCCGACGACAUUAGUCAGUUCUACCAGCAGCUCGAUAAAGACGACGAGGACGAGGAGACCACAGACAUCGCUGCCAAUACCGCCGUCGCUUUCGAAGUCGAUCCCGAUAAAAUUGAGGUUAUACAAAAAAGAUGUAUCGAACUGGAGCAUCCUUUACUGGCUGAAUAUGAUUUCCGUAAUGACUCUAUAAAUCCUGACAUAAACAUUGAUCUGAAACCAACCGCGGUCUUGCGACCUUACCAGGAGAAGAGUCUAAGGAAAAUGUUUGGAAAUGGAAGAGCUAGAUCGGGUGUGAUAGUGUUGCCGUGCGGCGCGGGCAAGUCGUUGGUCGGUGUGACGGCCGUGUGUACGGUCCGCAAGCGCGCGCUCGUACUCUGCAACUCCGGCGUUUCCGUCGAACAAUGGAAACAGCAGUUCAAGUGCUGGUCCACUGCCGACGACAGCAUGAUAUGCAGGUUCACCUCUGAGGCUAAGGACAAGCCGAUGGGCGCGGGCAUCCUGAUCACGACGUACUCUAUGAUCACGCACGGGCAGCGGCGGUCGUGGGAGGCGGAGCAGACCAUGAAGUGGCUGCAGGCACAGGAGUGGGGACUGGUGGUUCUCGACGAGGUGCACACCAUCCCCGCUAAGAUGUUCCGCCGCGUGCUCACCAUCGUACACUCGCACGCCAAGCUCGGCUUGACCGCCACACUCCUCCGCGAGGACGAUAAGAUUGCGGACCUGAACUUCCUGAUCGGGCCCAAGCUGUACGAGGCCAACUGGCUGGAGCUGCAGGCUGCUGGUUAUAUCGCGCGCGUCCAAUGCGCCGAGGUCUGGUGCCCCAUGACACCCGAGUUCUACCGAGAAUACCUCAUACAAAAAAUAAAUAAAAAAAUGUUAUUGUAUGUAAUGAAUCCAUCGAAAUUUCGAGCGUGUCAAUUCCUAGUACGAUACCACGAGCGGCGCGGCGACAAAACGAUCGUAUUCUCAGACAACGUGUUUGCUCUACGCCACUAUGCCGUCAAGAUGAACAAGCCCUACAUAUACGGGCCGACUUCGCAGAGCGAGAGAAUACAAAUCCUGCAGAACUUCAAGUUCAAUCCUAAAGUGAACACUAUAUUCGUCAGUAAAGUCGCUGACACGAGUUUCGAUUUGCCAGAGGCGAACGUGUUGAUACAAAUAUCGUCACACGGUGGCUCUCGCCGGCAAGAAGCUCAAAGAUUAGGUCGUAUUCUGCGAGCAAAAAAAGGUGCUUUAGCAGAAGAAUAUAAUGCUUUUUUCUACACCCUUGUAUCACAAGAUACUUUAGAAAUGGCUUACAGUAGAAAAAGACAAAGAUUCCUUGUAAAUCAGGGGUACAGUUAUAAGGUUAUAACAGAAUUAAAAGGUAUGGACCAAGAGCCAGAUUUACUUUAUGGGUCCAGGGAAGAGCAAGGCAUGCUUUUACAACAGGUGCUCGCGGCAUCAGAGACAGAGUGCGAGGAGGAACGCGAGGGUGGGGCCGGUGGAUCAGGCGGCGCAGGGUCGGCGCGGCGCGCCGCCGGCAGCCUCGCCUCACUCGCUGGCGCCGACGACGGCCUCUACCUCGAGCACCGCCGCUCUGGCAUACAGAACAAACAUCCUCUUUUUAAGAAAUUCCGAUAUUAACGACACAUACACCGACCAAAACCAUCUACAGACGUAAAAUAAUAAAU
This is a messenger RNA of Galleria mellonella (greater wax moth), 2634 nucleotides long. RefSeq names its product general transcription and DNA repair factor IIH helicase subunit XPB (gene hay). The transcript has 15 exons. Gene Ontology annotation, molecular function: hydrolase activity; DNA binding; ATP binding. Lineage: Eukaryota; Metazoa; Arthropoda; Insecta; Lepidoptera; Pyralidae. The record is from RefSeq and is a predicted model, not a curated record. Gene Ontology annotation, biological process: nucleotide-excision repair; transcription initiation at RNA polymerase II promoter. The coding region runs from base 227 to 2587 and encodes 786 amino acids. Gene Ontology annotation, cellular component: transcription preinitiation complex; nucleotide-excision repair factor 3 complex; transcription factor TFIIH holo complex.